Mercenaria mercenaria is the source of this 3144-nucleotide messenger RNA. RefSeq lists its product as uncharacterized. Gene Ontology annotation, cellular component: plasma membrane. The transcript is spliced from 2 exons. Gene Ontology annotation, molecular function: G protein-coupled receptor activity. The record is from RefSeq and is a predicted model, not a curated record. Gene Ontology annotation, biological process: G protein-coupled receptor signaling pathway. The coding region runs from base 683 to 1729 and encodes 348 amino acids. NCBI's taxonomy places the organism in Eukaryota, Metazoa, Mollusca, Bivalvia, Venerida, Veneridae.
UAUGAAUACAUUUUCUUUAACUUUGCAAUAAACGAAAGAAACACUGAAGUAAACGAUUUUUUGUAGUCAUUUAGGUUUGUCCCAAAUAUUCGCAGGAUUAUUGAUACAAGGUCGUAUUGGCCCGUGGGCGGAACAGAGAAAACGAAUUCAUCAGUGCGAAAUUUUCAAGAGCAAAAUUGCUAGUAUAUGAAUAAACAUCGACAUCAAAGCAAUGUGUUUCCUUUUCAGUUUGGUCCUCCACACUAACAAGCAACUAUUUUUGUAGCAGUUGGAUAGACAUGAGGAUAAAGAAACUGUGUAGAGCAGGAACAAACGAUUAUGAGAGAAAUGACAGAAAAAUUCUGCAUUAUACCGCGAGGUUUCAACAUUUAAAGCAGUAUACGUAGGAUGGAAUGAACGUUCACAGAUAUCAUCGUGAAUUCAAAUAGUCUACAGAAGCAAACAAUGUUUGCAUCAGAGGAAUAACAAGGUUACACUAUUUGAAGAAUAUUGUAGAAUACAUAAAUAAUUAACUUUAAUCUGGCGUGAAUAUGUCUUUUAGAACAUGUUUCUGUCAUCACAUACAUUUUGCAUUUUUGCAUGUUAGUUGAUUCAAUUGACAGACCAAACAAACAAGAUUUUUCUUAAAUGUUAUAGAAAAUGAGUAUCAAAUAUAAUUAAGUUUAAUUAUUAUAAAUGAAAAAUGAAUUCAACGUAUAAUUACGAUAGUAGUGCAGAUGUACUGAGCAAUAGCUCUUUGUUUGAUAGAUUUUAUGAAGACAUUCUAAACAGUUUUAAAACAUUCUACGAUGCAGUUGAGGACAUCAUUUACGAUACAGUUGAAAGCGUCAUUGAAGAUACCUUUGACAAAGUCUUUAAUGUGAAGGUCGCCAACUGGUGGAAAACGGCAAUGAUUAUUAUAUUAAUUGAAAGUUGUAUUGGAGUGAUAGGAAAUAUUUUGUCUUUGAUUAUUUGGAACAUAGGAAAAAGAAGUAGCAAAAUGGCAUGUUCGACAUAUUUCAAAAUACUGGCCGUAAGUGAUAUUCUUACAAUUAUAAGUGGUAUUGUCACCCUUAUCCUUCCGCAUUUCUUGGACAUUAUGGAGACGAACUAUUGUGCCGUUUUUGGUAUAGUGGAAAACAUUCUUUUACCACUUGCACCACAAUUGUCAGCUUGGAUUAUUGUUAGUAUAUCCAUAGACAGGAUGUUGAGUUUAUGUUUUCCAUUUAGAUUUCAAAGACAAGGUUCCAAACGACGAGCUUGGGUAGCCUUUUUUGCAAUCACUAUCCUGCUUGUCGGGUUAAACUCUAAUAUGUUUCUUUGUAGUAAUUUUGUCACGGAUGACGAGAUGGGAAUCGUUCUUUGCACAUGUGUUGGAAGCAGUACUGGAGAACUGGAAGAAGUUUCAUUGGUCUGGUUUCUGUGUAUUCUUCCAUUUACAGCAGUGGCAUUUUGCAACAUCGUCAUAGUAGUCAGACUAUGUUUGAUGAGACGUUCUAGUGCUCAACAAAGCAGCUCUAAUAGACAAAACAGGUUACGACAAUUUACAAAACUGUGUCUUGGCGCUGCAAUACUUCAUUGUGUGUCGGUUAUGCCUUUGUCAAUGACAAUGUAUUAUUUCGAAAAUAUGUUCAGUUUUGACAAUGAUGAGAUGGAUUUUGAGAAUCUAAGUGAUAUUGAUAACACUUUAACGUUCUAUGCGGCACUAUUUCCUAUGUGCGUUGCCCUUUUCUUCUUAAACAAUCUAUGAAUUUCCUUCUCUAUUGUUUCACAGGAACAAAUUUUAAAAAGGAUUUCAAUGAAUUGUGUCUCAGAUGUGUUUGCAUAUCGGCUGCUACAGAUACUCAGAGUCUGCCCAGGGUGCAAAUAUCCUCUUCAAAAACUUCGUCUUCAACUGUGAAAAGGCUUAAUUUGAAGAAUUGACCGAUCUCUUCCUCCCAUUUGUAAAUAUUAUUUUGCUUUCUUUAUUAUGUAUUACUCAAAUGCUCUGUGUUCGAAGUAAGUUGGUUGUAAAUGUCCCACCCAUACCAGUAUUCGUUUUAUGUGAAAACGCUACAGCUUCUAUUUAUACUUAGUGAUAUAAACUGUAAUGUUUUCAAUGAGUUUAAUGACUGUCUAGGUAUCUUUGCUGUGUACGCAUGUUCGUUAAGUGGAUAAUUCUGUACUAAUUUGAUACUUUUGUCUUACUAAUGUAUUUGCAUUUUUUUUUAAAGGUUUCUAGUAUCACUUGUUAUAUAUUUGGUCCAUUAGGAUUAUAAAGUCCAUCCAAUAUCUUUGUAAUAAAUUUCGACUAAAGCUGGUGCUAGGGGCGUAAGGUGUGUUGCACUUUUCAUUUUUCAUAACCUGUCAUGAACAGACUCAAUCAAACCUAGUUUGCAAAAUAAAAACGUUUUGUUUCUGAAGUUCCAUAAAAUUGCAUUAUAAUAAGAAUUACACCGAACCGCUUUAAACAUGCAACACCUACAUAGCUGUAAAUAAAUUAUAUUAAGGUUUUGUAUCAAAUCGUAUGAAAAUGUUACUUUAUAAUUAUGUAACUCAUACUUGACGGAGAAAUACCUAUUGGAAUAAAUGUUUGCCUGUUCAAAAUUGAAAGCCACUAAAUGGCACAAAAAAGUAUUUUUCGCGAGAUAAUGCUGAUCAAAUCAGAGAUGUUUCAUUAAAGUGAUUUUGUGUAUUCUUCACUUCCUACUGGAUUUUUAAAAGAUUAAAACAGCCUAUACUCGUGCUUAUAAAACAUUGAGUUUCAUAUGUAAACACAAUCUUUCCUUAAGGUUGUCCUCUUAUCAGUUUCGAAAAUCAGCCUAAAAGUUUGAAUACUACCAAAAUAACAUUUUGUAUUGUGUUGUAUUCAAACCAACCCUUUAGAACUGGGAACUUCGAAAUUUCUAAAUGAGUCGUAAAAUCACUCCUUAUGUUCCUUGAUAUGGAAAAUAAGUUGACAUUACUCGUGUUUUACAUCUUUUAAAGUUAAAACGCUUCGCAUCAACUUUAUCAAAGACCGACAAUCGUGAUAUCAACCCUUGAUUGUUUACUCUGUUUUCACGAAUGAUUUCAAAAUCAAACAUCGGAAAUAUUGCGCAACAGGUGUAUGUUUAUUUCAUUAUAAAAUAUUGCUUCGAAUAUUCAAAAUAUUCAAAAUCAUAGUGUUGCGUUUUAAAAGCGGUU